CAGCCAUCCAGCCAUCCAGCCAUCCUCAUUCCACCCUCUCCACGUGAUACCCACGUGCAUCCCCCUUCCUUCCCUCUCACUACCUUCGUACACGCCACACCAUUCCACCUCUUUCUUCCAACUUUCUCUCUCCGGAAAACGAGAGUCGAGAGAGAGAGAGAGAGAGAGGGAGAGAGGGAGGGCUCAUAUGACGUAGAAAAGAGUCGCGAUGCACCCAUACAAUAGGAUACCCAGUAGCGGCCAAUCUACUCCGUCGCCACCGCCCUCGCCGCUUCGUUCUCCCCGCCUCCGCCGCUCCAAGCAGGGGAGGUUUGCCGCUGGCCAGCAGCCCGGUCGGACCUUCGCCCAACGUCUUGCUUGGCUCAUCCUAUCGGUACUCCUCCGUCGCCAGGGGAUUUUCCUCUUCGCUCCCCUCAUCUACAUCUCCGGCAUGUUGCUUUACAUGGGUACCGUCUCCUUCGACGUCGUUCCCGUCAUCAAGCACCGCCCGGCUCCCGGCUCUGUCUACCGGAGCCCGCAGGUUUACGCCAAGCUCCGCCCCGAAAUGGAUUCUGAUAAUUCGACCAGCGACACGAUAUCGACUGUAUGGAAACACUCUUACAAAAGCGGUGAGUGGCAACCGUGUGUAAACAGGUCCUCAGGAGGCUUACCCGAAUCAAAUGGCUACAUAUAUGUUGAGGCAAAUGGUGGCUUGAAUCAGCAGAGAACAUCGAUAGGCAAUGCAGUUGCUGUGGCGGGCUAUCUUAAUGCAACACUUAUAAUCCCCCAUUUUCAUUAUCAUAGCAUUUGGAGAGAUCCCAGCAAAUUUAAAGACAUUUACGAUGAAGAUUAUUUUAUUACUACAUUGGAAAAUGACGUACAGGUGGUCAACACAAUUCCUGAAUAUAUUAUGGAACGAUUUGACCACAAUAUGAGCAAUGUUUACAACUUCAGAAUAAAAGCAUGGUCAUCCAUUCAGUAUUAUAGGGAUGCAGUCCUCCCAAAGCUACUUGAAGAAAAGCUCAUAAGGAUUUCUCCUUUUGCGAAUCGAUUGUCAUUUGAUGCUCCUCCAGCAGUCCAACGGCUUAGAUGCUUGGCUAAUUAUGAAGCUUUAAGGUUUUCAAGUCCCAUAUUAACUUUGGGUGAAAGUUUGGUUGCAAGAAUGAAAAAACUGAGUGCAAACAACAGUGGCAAAUACAUUUCUGUGCACCUUCGGUUUGAGGAGGAUAUGGUUGCUUUCUCUUGUUGUGUAUUUGAUGGUGGAGAGGAAGAAAUACAAGACAUGAAUGCAGCAAGGGAAAGAGGUUGGAGGGGAAAGUUUACAAAACCUGGUCGGGUUAUACGACCUGGAGCAAUCAGGAUUAAUGGAAAAUGCCCUCUUACUCCUUUAGAGGUUGGCUUGAUGCUUAGAGGAAUGGGCUUUGAUAAAAGCACAUCUAUCUAUUUGGCAUCUGGAAAGAUAUACAAAUCUGAGAAAACUAUGGCUCCGCUCUUCGAGAUGUUUCCCCUUUUACAAACAAAAGAGAUGUUGGCAUCUGCUGAGGAACUUGCUCCGUUUAAGAACUAUUCUUCCAGGAUGGCUGCUAUAGACUACACUGUUUGUCUUCACAGUGAAGUAUUUGUGACAACUCAAGGUGGAAACUUCCCUCAUUUUCUAAUGGGCCACAGAAGGUACCUGUAUGGCGGACACUCCAAAACAGUUAGGCCGGACAAGCGAAAGUUAGCAUUACUGUUUGACAAUCCUAAUAUUGGGUAUGCAUCCAUCUCAUAUCUAUGGAAAUCCUUCAAGCGGCAAAUGUUGAAUAUGCGAGCUCAUAGUGAUGCCAAGGGAUUUGAGCUCAAAAGACCGAAUGAUUCCAUAUAUACAUUCCCAUGCCCAGAUUGCAUGUGCCGGAUGAAUAAAUCAGAAGAUUCAAGAUCAUCAUCAGCGACAUGAUUUGCAUAUAUAGAGACAAUGAUGGGUGAUUUUAGUUCCUUGUAAUUUUGUGAGCACAGAUAGCUGCUGACCCCCUUUUCUGAGUCGUCAUUCUUUCAUUUUUUUGAACCCUUUCAAUUUAGAGAGAGGGUGCACAGUUAAAUUUUUGGAGCUUGGAGAGUUUUGUUGGACAGAAGAGAUUGAUCUGAUUAUUUCCCGGGAUUGGUGAAGAAGGGGGAGUUGCAUCUUUUUGUAAAUGAUGCUGGAAGACAAUCACAAAACUGAAAUGUUUUCAUAGCUGGAGUUGCCCGGGCCUUGACCGAGCAUAUUUGAUUGGCUCAUAUUUCUUGUUGCAGCUGCUGUAUCUAACAAGCUGUGAUAUGACACACCACAUUCGUUAGCCAGUUGGUUUUGCCACGUUUUUGUACAUGAUUUUGAUUUUGAUUUGCAAGUGUAAGACAGGGAGAAAGGAAACGAACUUUUGUGUACAUUGUCAAAAUUAGGGUAUCGAUUUUCUUGUUUUGGGUUUCAUUUUUCAUUUCUUUUAUGUUAGGCUCACGCCUCUUCUGUAAGACAUGUGCACUGUAAUUUCCUUUGCAUUGUACUUGCCAAUAUUCAUUGGCAAUAGUAACUUCGGAUUUAG
Vitis riparia (riverbank grape) is the source of this 2537-nucleotide messenger RNA. RefSeq names its product protein ESMERALDA 1. The transcript is spliced from 10 exons. The coding region runs from base 209 to 1915 and encodes 568 amino acids. The record is from RefSeq and is a predicted model, not a curated record. Lineage: Eukaryota; Viridiplantae; Streptophyta; Magnoliopsida; Vitales; Vitaceae.